This is a messenger RNA of Mus caroli (Ryukyu mouse), 936 nucleotides long. NCBI's taxonomy places the organism in Eukaryota, Metazoa, Chordata, Mammalia, Rodentia, Muridae. The record is from RefSeq and is a predicted model, not a curated record.
AUGGCAUCCAGCGGGGUCUGUGGUGCCCAAGUGUCUAAGAACCUGAUGGCUCCAGUAGUCCCUCUGGACCUCAGACCUGCAGAUCUGGGUCCUGUGGCUGGGGUGCACUCAGUCAAAACUCCCAUGUCCCAGCUGGCGCAGUGGCCCAAGCCCCAAGCAGAUGCAGGCCACCAUUUAACCCACAAGGCCCCGGUGGGAGAUGCACUUAAUUCUGAGACUCGAGACCCCAGGGAAAGGGGAGGUCUGCUUUCUUAUACGGUGUCCUUUUGGGAGUUGAACCAAUUCAAGGCCUCCUCAGAGGCCCUGAUCAAAGGACAAAAGGAAUAUAAUUUUGUGUCCUUUUGGGAGUCAGACCAAAUCAAGGCCUCCUCAGAGGCCCUGAUCAAAGGACAAAAGGAACAUAGUUCUAUGUCCUUGCUCAGGAGCACACUUGUCAUGUUUCAAUCAGAUUACAGAAUAGAUUUUUAUUUUGAUGAAAAUCCUUACUUUGUAAAUAAAGUUCUCUCCAAAGAAUUCCAUCUGAAUGAGAGUGGUGACCCGUCUUCAAAGUCCACCGAAAUCAAGUGGAAAUCUGGAAAGGAUUUGACGACACGGUCAAGUCUAAUGCAGGAUAAGGCCAGCAGGAAGAGGCAGCACGAAGAGCCAGAGAGCUUCUUUACCUGGUUUACUGACCAUUCUGAAGCAGUUACUAACGAGUUAGGAAAGGUCAUCAAAGGUGACAUUUGGCCAAAUCCCUUGCAGUACUAUCUGGUUCCCAACAUGGAUGACGAAGAAGGAGAGGCAGAAGAUGAUGACGACGACGACAACGACGAGGAGGAGGGGUUGGAAGAUAUUGAUGAAGGAGAUGAGGAUGAAGGUGAAGAAGAUGACGAUGAGGAUGAAGGGGAGGAAGGCGAGGAUGAUGACUAUCACAGAAGAUUGAUGGAUUCCAACCUU